Manihot esculenta (cassava) is the source of this 1469-nucleotide messenger RNA. Its product is annotated as protein JINGUBANG. Lineage: Eukaryota; Viridiplantae; Streptophyta; Magnoliopsida; Malpighiales; Euphorbiaceae. The coding region runs from base 57 to 1319 and encodes 420 amino acids. The transcript has a single exon. The record is from RefSeq and is a predicted model, not a curated record. Gene Ontology annotation, molecular function: protein binding.
AGCAAAUUCCGGAUGUAAAACCUAAGCAACCAUAUUGUCGUCUACUCUUAAGCAAGAUGGGAAUCUUAACAUGUCCGUUUCCCGUCACCGCAUCUUCCCACUCCGAUACCCCACUUCCCUCAAAAUCCUCUACCUUCUUCUCCUCCUCCCUCUUCUCUCAAACAACUCUACCGUCUGUCCAUUCCCUUACUCCACCAUCUUCUCGACAACAUGAUCACCAAACCUCCGUUCUCCACCACCAAUGCCUGGCCACCCUCAGAGGCCACUCUUCUUACGUGUUCUCCCUUGCUCUGGCCGGGAACCUCCUCUACAGUGGCUCUUCAAACAGAGAGAUCCGAGCAUGGAGCCGAGACCCUUCUGCGCAUCCACACUCAACUAACAACAUUGAUGUAGCUAUCAGUAAUAUUGGAGCUGUGAAGUCCCUAGUUAUUAUGGGAGAUAAGCUAUUCAGCGCUCACCAGGAUUGCAAGAUCCGUGUAUGGAAAAUUGAUAACGACAACAACGUCCACCAAAAGUAUAAUUGCAUAGCCACCCUUCCCACAAUGAACGAUCGUUUCUUGAGGUUCUUUUCAGGAAAGAACUAUGUACAAGUAAGGAGACACAAGAAAUGCACAUGGGUUCACCAUGUCGACAACAUAUCAGCUCUAGCAAUUUCAAGGGAUGGCUCCCUUCUUUUUUCUUCUUCAUGGGACCGGACCUUCAAGGUUUGGCGAACCUCAGAUUUCAGAUGUUUAGAGUCAGUAUCGAAUGCGCAUGAUGAUGCCAUAAAUGCAAUAAUAUCGUCAAAUGAUGGGUUUGUUUAUACGGGUUCAGCUGACAAGAAAAUUAAGGUCUGGAAGAAACAGGCAAGAGAGAAGAAGCAUUCGCUGGUGACAACAAUGGAGAGACACAAAUCAGCAGUUAAUGCUUUAGCUAUUAGCACAGAUGGGUGUGUACUGUACUCUGGUGCUUGCGAUCGAUCCGUUCUUGUUUGGGAAAGGGACACUAGUAAUAUCAGUGGGGGUACUGGAGGACAUACGGUGGUGGCGGAUGUGCUGAGAGGGCACACCGAGGCGAUUUUGUGCUUGGCAGUUGUGUUAGAUUUAGUAUGCAGUGGAUCAGCAGAUAGUACAGUUAGGGUUUGGAGAAGAGAAGAAAAGAAUAAUUAUUCUUGUUUGUCAGUUUUAGAAGGACAUAGAAGGCCAGUUAAGUGCUUGACUGCAGCCAUUGAUAAUGGUGACAAUAAUGGUGGAGGUGCUUCUGAUUCAAUCGUUGGUACCUCUUAUCUGAUUUACAGUGGUAGUUUGGAUUGUGAUAUUAGAAUUUGGCAUAUAUAUUAGGGUUCCAUAACUUGGAUUUUCACAAAAAAUUCUCUUUCUUUUUACAGUCCUGUACUAUGCUUUUUAGACAAUUUCUUAGCAAGUACAAUGAGGGUUGAAACUGUAUAAAGAUUUUCCAAUUUCUUUAGGCUUACAUGACAGGAGAAAUCA